Molecule: messenger RNA, 1818 nt
Organism: Tricharina praecox
Lineage: Eukaryota; Fungi; Ascomycota; Pezizomycetes; Pezizales; Pyronemataceae
Exons: 3
Coding region: 1-1818 (605 amino acids)
Source: RefSeq, a predicted model, not a curated record
AUGAGUAACAUGUAUGUCUUCACGGCGGGCGGCGACGACCCAAGCAAGCUUAUCGAGGCUUUGCAACAGAGCCAGGCCAUUCGCUCUGCGGUUGAGGCUCCUACAGCCAACCUCACCUCUAGCACCCCGUGCACCGUAAUCCUCCACCAGUUCCGUUCCGAGGAUCAGCGCGGCAAGAUCCUGUACCACAUCUACCUCCCGGCCAACAUCACAAUCGAGGAACUACUCAACACCAUCAGGGAAGAGUUCGGUGAUGCUGAACGCACCGUGAGCUUCGGAAACAUUCGCGUUAACGAGAAGGCGGAAUUCAUCAACAAUCCCCUAACCAUGAUGCCGAAGUAUAUGGCCUCCACCUACCUCAAGCGGCUGUGGCCUGCAGGAUGGCCAUGGGUGUACUGCUUCCGCUGCAUCGCUGACGACAAUCCAAACACCGUUCGCUACGAUAUGGUUAUGUCGAAGCAGGCGAUGGGUCGUCCUCUAUACGGCACCGUCCAUCAUCCAAACGCGCCAACUCUCAACAGCCCUCCGAUCAUUACGCACCCACAGCCGAAUCCGAACCAGACUCAGCUGGGCCCAGCGGGCGUGCUGGUCGGUCACGACACUACUGGUAAGCCGAUUUAUAGGCCUAUCGGUGCCCCGAUGCCAAGCUCCGUCAUUAGGCUCCCUGGCUUAGGUGGUUCUGUUGCCUCCGUUCACGACUCACCUCCGAACGACGCUACCCAAGAGAACAAUGCAUCUGCCCGCUCCGGAAAUGAACUGCGGUCUUCGCCAACGGAGUCGAUCGCUUCUUGUGCGCCUAAGAGGGUAACCAGAGAAUCCCUCGCCAACUCCGCGGGCCAGGCCAAGGCAGCAGAGACACCUGUGCCGAAAAAGAGUACCAUCAAGACUUCCGGCUCUACCGCGAAGGGCAAGAAAUCGAAGCCUACCGGGGUCAAGAAGUCGAAGCCAGGAUCGAAGAAAAAGGCGACACUUUCCUCCAUCUCCCCCGCAUCCACCGUGGUUACUGAGGAGUUGAAGAGCGAGCACACCUCGAUUGGUAGAGACCCACCUGUGCCGAACAUGCUUCUUAUGGACACUCCGAGUCCUAAGGAGGUUCCACCCGUCGUUGCUCACAGGCUCGCCGCUAUGGGUAUCUUGAAGGAAGGAAACGUGAACGCCCCUAACACCUCUUUCUCGGGUGCGGCUGCUCCUCCGGCGGUGCACUGUGCAGAUAAGAGAGAACCCGCGACUCUCAGCGCUGCUUCGGCUCUGAUCACGCUGGCCUCUCAGGAUCUCUCCAUCGGUUCCAACCAGGAGAAGUUUCCCGAGACGCCAGUUGGUCCCUCGCAGCAGCAUAGCCCCAGCAGCUCCCCCAUGCUGCGCCGCUUUGAACGCUCCACUUCGCCUACCCACGAGGCCGAAAAGGAGGAGCUCUUGAAGAUGUGGAGUCACUCGGUUUCACGUCUGGGCAAGUCCGCUGCUCUCAAGAAAAAGACUGCUGGCAACGCUGAGAUCACAGAGACGUCGCAGCGACCUGUCGAUGCCAAUGCCGCCGAGACCUCGGAUGACAAGCAGUACGACUCAGACGAGCCUAUGAGUUCUAAGAACAAGCUCGCCGCUUUCCGCAAACAGGCGGGCGCCUCCAAGAAACAACUUGCUGACUCUCCCUCCAGCUUCACGCCGAUCAACAAGCCCAUGUCCAAGAAGAAGGUGGCGCUGCCCAGCAGCUUCACCCCCAUCAACAAGCCCACCACCGGCGCGAUGCGCAUCGUGCAGGAGUGCAUGGAUUACGACGGCUCUGAUGAGGAGGGAGGGUCAACUCCCGGCACCUCUCCGUAG